AAACGGAAGGCGGUAGGUUCAAACCAAACACAACGUCCACACGACUUUAAGGACUCAUUCUGCGACGGGAAACUUACGAAGUGUCUUGUGUUUUGUGAGCCGGAGAAGAUUAGGAGAGGCUGGGUGAAAUGAAGUAGCAGAUGAGGCCAUACACCGCUGAGGGAAACACAGGACCACAGAGCUGCACCGGCCACCAGAUUCACUCGGAGACAAAAUGGCUUCCAAAUCAGAGAUGCAUCUCAAAUGUACAGUCUGUCACGAUAUUUUUAAAAACCCCGUCGUUCUGACCUGCAGCCACAGCUUCUGCAAAGACUGUCUGAAGAUCUGGUGGCAGGCGAAAGAGUCGCGACAGUGUCCGAUUUGUAGGGCCGAGUCUUCGAUGGCGGAGCCGGCGUGUAACCUGGUGCUGAAGAACCUGUGCGUGGCCUUCUUGUUGGAGAGAGAGGAGAAAGCUUCAGGUUCCGAGGAUAUCUGCCCUCUGCACGAUCUGAAGUACGAAUUCGAAUGUCAGGACGAUGACAUGCCGAUGUGUAUCGCUUGCACGGAUUUAGAUGAACACACCUACCACAGCUAUAUAUCCAUCAACUUUAAUCUCAUGGUACGCUGUAAACUCGAGGAGGCUCUGGAGCCCUUGAAGGAGAAGUUGAAGAAAUAUGAAGAAGAAAAAGAGAAGUUUGAUGAAGCAGAAACCUUCAUUGAGGGCCAGGCCAAACACACAGAGGCCGAGAUUAAGGAGCAGUUUAAGAAGCUUCACCAGUUUCUAAAAGAGGAAGAGGAGGCCAGGCUGGCUGCACUGAAAGAGGAAGAGCAGGAGAAGAAUCGGGUGAUAAGGAAGAGGAUAGAGGUUCUGAGCAAAGAGAUAGUAACUCUCACGGACACGAUCAGCGCCGCAGAGGACGAGCUGGAAGGCGACGACCUCUCCGUCAUGCAGAACCGCAAGGAGGUAGUGGAGGUAGUCCUGAAGCGCCCCAUGGUGAACGUCUCCGAGUUUCCCUCAGGAGCUCUGAUAGACGAGGCCAAACACCUGGGCAACCUGACCUUCAACAUCUGGAACAAGAUGAAGGACAUGGUCUCCUACACUCCUGUGAUUCUGGAUCCAAACACGGCGUUCAGCGAGUUCAUCGUGAACGACGAUCUGACCGGCUUGGUGCCAGUAGCGGAUCAGUACCUCCCCGACAACCCGGAGAGGUUCAAUGGUUGCGUCGCCGCCCUGGGCUCCGAGGGCUUCAACUCGGGGACUCACACCUGGGAUGUGGAUGUGCAAGGCAACGCAGAUUGGCGUCUGGGCGUGUUCCCGGAGAAUGCCCCGAGGAAGGGCCCGAUAGAGGCCGGAGUAGUGUCACUGUGGCACUACAAAGGCAAAUACUUGUCAUCGGCACCACCAAGCGCGUCCACUACUGUCCGAGUGAAGAAGAAGCUCAAGAAGGUCCGAGUGACCGUGGACUGGGACAGAGGACGGGUGUCGUUCUGUGACGCCGAAACUAAGACGCACAUUCACACCUUCAAACGCAUUUUCACCGAGAGGAUGUUUCCGUUCUUUAACUCUGAGCAUGCGUUGAGUAUAAUACCGCUGAAGAUCAGUGUGACGACUGAACAGAACAGCUAAGAGAUGAAACAGGAUGAACCGCUGCUGCCUCGUUACUCCUUAAAUAUGUAUCUUAUAGUACAUAUAUCAGCGGGUACGUGUCCAUACCAUAGGGUCUUUAAUUAUUGAUCACAAGAACAGUUCUGACUUUGUUUAUUUGUCAUUUAAUGGUUAAAAAAUACAAAAAGUCUUGUUGUGUUUGGGUUUUUGUUAAUCUGCCAAUAUGUUUCAGUCUGAGAAUUAUUUUCAGUCUAUUCCUGGUUUUAAAUCUCUACUGCUAACAACCUGAAGUCUUUGUAUGAGGCUCCAUUCAGAUCAAACUGGAAAAUGUAUGAAGAUUUCUGUGAUUAAACCCUGAAGUUUAAUCUGAUUUUGAUUGAGAAAAAGAGUCACAAUCCUGUUUUAUUCGAGUUGUUUUGAGUUUCUUUUUGUUGUUUAGUUUAACAGUUAUCUGUUUGCUUCUAUUAUCGACCUUUAACAUGUCAAAUAGUUUCUGAUCUUGAUGCUUGGUUUGUUUAACCUUUUCUUUCCACUUUGUGAAAGCUGAGGGAUCCAA
Messenger RNA from Morone saxatilis (striped sea-bass), 2141 nucleotides. RefSeq names its product zinc-binding protein A33-like. Gene Ontology annotation, molecular function: protein binding; zinc ion binding. Lineage: Eukaryota; Metazoa; Chordata; Actinopteri; Moronidae. The transcript has 2 exons. The coding region runs from base 215 to 1606 and encodes 463 amino acids. The record is from RefSeq and is a predicted model, not a curated record.